Lymnaea stagnalis (great pond snail) is the source of this 5885-nucleotide messenger RNA. The record is from the annotation of a GenBank genome assembly. NCBI's taxonomy places the organism in Eukaryota, Metazoa, Mollusca, Gastropoda, Lymnaeidae.
ACAUAACAACAUUCCUUAGUCCUAACUAAAACUAAAACGCUGAACAAAAAAAGUAAUUUAGUAAGGUAAGAUAAUAUUAAAAGUUAAAAGAAUUGUCUAUUGCAGCGAACGCCUGCAGAUCAAACUCAAGUGCCUGUUAAAUCUCAUUGACAUUUUUGCCCAAUAAAUUAUGUUCACUUAAUUAUAAGUUAUAAGUUAGUAAAUACUAAAUUAAAAUUACUUAAUUGGCAGUAAAUCUCAGUAAUAGUAUAGCAGUCUAUACUAUAAUAUAAUAUAUAAAUUUAUUAUAUAAUUAUUAAGUAUAAUUAAGGGCUCAAGAUCAAUUUAAUGAUCAUUCUGGCUCUUUUAAUUGUCCUAAUCAGUCUUGAGUGACUCUUGAGUCUUAAUCUCAUUUACUUUUUUUCCCCUCAUUCUAAAUUUUCACUUUAGUCUUAGUCUAUAUAGUCUAUCUCAUCAGUUAGGUAUUCUCUGUUAGUUCUCUUGUUCUCACUCAGUCUCUGCAACCUAGACCUAGACUUAAAUGACUUAUUAAUAAAUAAUAGUAAUAUUAUUAAUAUACUUUAAUUAAGUCUAAUCACUUCGACUCUGUGACACCUCUACUGCCACUAGACUUCAUCAUCAUCAGUGGCGCUACAGGUUACAGCCCUUGUAACUUGUAGGGCCCUGGCCUGCUCCACCACAUCCUCCCCAUUCAGAAUGAUCCAUGGCUUUCCGCCUCCAUGCGCGAACCCCAACUGGUGUAAAUCCUUCUCUACAUCAUCAAUCCAUCUCAGCCGUUUGAGUCGUCUGCUCCUAGGUUUCUACCUGUAUAUCACUUUUGCUGCUGUACAUUCCGGCAUCCUUUCAAUAUUUCCUGCCAAGCGCAGUCUAACUUUUGUUAUUUUUGCGACUAUGGAUGGGUCUUUGUACAAUUGGUAUACCUCUUGGUUUGUAUGGAUUCUCCAGAUAUCAUUUUCCAUCACUGAGCCAUAUAUUUUUCUGAGGAUUUUCCUCUCCCAUGUAUUGAGAAGGUUCUCUGCUUUUCUGGAAACGGGUCCAAAUCUAACUAGCGUAAGUUACUACUGGUCUUAUAAUAGUGGUGUAUAUUGUUUUCUUUGUUCCCCUUGAGAGUUUUUUGCUUCCCAGUAGCUUUUGUAGGCCGUUAUUUGCGUUAUCCUUUCUUUCACCUCCGACACUAUUUCAUUGUGCUCGUUUAUAGUUGCCCCUAGAUAUUUGAAUGAAGCCACUCUCUCAAAUUUGUGGUUGUUUAUAUUGAUGCUGUAAUCAGCAUGGGAGUUUUGUGACAUUUUCAUAUACUUUGUCUUUGGUUCAUUUACAUCAAGACCAGCUUUGACUGAGGCAUUUUGAAGUUCCCUGAAUGCUAUAAUUAUGUUAUUACUGUUUCUACCCAGUAGCAAUAUAUCAUCUGAUAUACCAGGUCCUGCAAUGGCUGGCUAUAUACGGUUCCUGGUGUUUGUUGUUCUGUAAUUCCUCUAUGGAAGUAGCUUGUUAUAGUUCCACUGGUGCUCACGUGUAUGCUUCUAAUAACUUUUUCUAUCGUGAUUUUAAACAGGAUACAUGAUAGUGAGUCUCCUUGUCUGAGGCCCUGAUUAACUGGGAACUCCCUUGAGUAUUCUCCCUGCACCUUGAUUCUACUUUUGGAGUUAGCUAUCGUCAUAUGUAUGAGCCGAGUAAGCUUGUUAGGGACUCAAGUUUUUGUAUAAGUAAUCCCUGUCUACGCUAUCAUAUGCUGUUUUGAAAUCCAUGUAUAGUUGGUGUAUGUUGAUGUAAUAUUCGUAACAUUUCUCCAGGAGACAUCUUAUAGUAAAAAUAUUAUCCAUGGUCUACCUUUUCUGCCUGGGUCCGCAUUGGUAGUCCCCUAGGAUCUGUCCACUAUACUUUUUCAAUUUUCUACUAUAAGUUUUGUGAAGAUUUUGUUCAUUACAUUAAGGAGGGAGAUUCCGCUGUAGUUUGAGCAGACCAACUUUUAGAUCCAACACAAGCCUACAGCAUACAAUCAAUCUGCAAUUUGACUGUGACCCAGUACUUAGCUAUUCGGAAAUUCAUCGCCAUUGUUAUGCAUCAUCAUAGUAAUUUAUUUAAGUAAUUAGGACACUUAAAAAGCAUUCCUGAUGGCAGCCAUGCUGAGUGAUCAUUAUGGCCUGAGCCUGAAUAACCUUUCAUUCAUUUAAUUAAAUGAUUUCCAAAAACUAAUUGCUAACCAUCAUGAGAUUAGAAUUCAAAAGGCUGACCAACCCAGUGACUCAUACAACUCAGUGUGACUCACACCCACAGUUUGAGUUUGAUAAUCAAGCAUCCUCUAAAAAAAAUUGCAUUUUUGUUUGCAUUUAUGGUAGUAAAUUGUACUUGAUUUAUCAUUUAUGUGAUUGUGGCAACUGAAAUUUGUAUGGGAAUGUUUGUCAUCCAAUUUUGUGCAUGUAAAACGCAAUAGACUAAAAUUAUAUUUAAACCCAAAUACAUCCUAAAUACAAAGCACCUUGCAUAAGCUACACUACUAAUCUCCACACCAAAACAUGCAGCAUUUGAACAAAUCAUCAGAAAAAAAAACCUGAUUUUUGAGGGUUGGAGGCUGAAAUUUGAUUCAAUGUGUUGUCAUCAGCAAUAAGUCUAAGUGCCAACUUCAACUUGAUAGGAUGAUGGAAGUGGUUCAUUUAACUUCCCCUUGAAAAACAGGAAAAACUGAUCUUUGAGGGUGCGGUGGGGCUGAAUAUUAAAUAAAAUGUGUUACAAUAUCUGAGUUUUCCCACCAAAUUUUGUAUAAAAAAACAAUUAUAUAAUAACUCUACCCCUUAGGACUGUUAUUAAAGAAUAUGCCAACCAAUCGGAAACAAGUUCUUAUCGUGGGAGCUGGUGCUUCUGGGAUUGCAGCAGCAUACGCUUUAGGUAAACUGCCUGAAAAAUUUGAUGUCCAUGUUUGGGAAAAAUGUGGCCAGGCUGGAGGAGUGGCUACUACUGAAAAGAUUGAAGGUAUGCAGUAAUUGGUAUGCUGGGUUACAUGUUUCUAUCAUAGGGUAAAUUAUUAAAACCCUUCAUAUUUGCUCACACGACCCUAAUGUUGUAGAGAUCCAUUAAUUGCAAAAGCAUCUUUUUUAUUUAUUUAUUUUUAAUAAUAUCCCUCCAAGUUUUAACAUUCUAUUCAAUAAAUAAUGUGCUGACGUUUUUGGGGGUUCUUUUUUUUCAUCAUCAGGGCCUGGAGAUUUAAUAAUGAAUGAUGGGGUUCAGGGAGGCUGCCCCACUUACAGAAACACACUGAAUCUAAUGGCUGAAUUUGGAUAUUCCACGACCCCGGUACACAUGAUGAUCUCAUUUGGCAAAGGCCAAACUGCGUGGACCAAUUACAGCAAAACGCCACUGAUAGACAAACUCAAAGAUGAAAUAAAAAGGUUUGGGGGAACUCUGCGACUAAUCAAUAAACUUGAGUUCUUUUUUAUUUUCGUUCCCAUAUCACAGGUUCUCAAGUGGUUUGGAUACUCAAAACAGUUUUGUUACGAAAUGGUUUUUCCGCUGACUGCAUUAUUUUUUGGCACAGGAAAUCAAACCCCAAAUGUCUCAGCAGCUAUUGUUGCCAGGGUUUUCCUAGAUGAUGAUCUCAGAUUGUUUGAUUACGAUUCAGAGUGUUUCCUGAGUCAGUCCCCUGAGAUGUUUGCAUUUCCACCACUCAAGCACAUGUAUGAAACCAUCAGCAGCAAGUUAGGUGUUGACGUUGAUUUGCGAAGGGAAGUGACCUCUGUCAUCAGAAAGGAGGAUAAGGUAUUUGUGUUGGAUGCAUUAGGCAAUGAAAAAGUCUUUGAUGAAAUUAUUUUUGCAUGUGAUGCUGAAACAGUUUUAAAGGUUCUCAAAGACCCAACCUAUCUGGAGCGCAAGGCGCUGGGCAAUGUUCAUUACUAUAAUGAUGUGACUGUAACACACGAAGACGAUGAGUACAUGGAGAAACACUAUGAGCUCCACAAAGAUGUUGAUCAGUACUUCAUCAGGACUGACCCCACCGACCAGUCAAAACUGGAGAUGUCUUUCAACCUGUCCAACUAUCAACCCCAGCUCAAGUCGACAGACAGAUACAUCUAUCAGACCAUCUUCUUGGAUGACAGCACCAAGAACAUUUGGACCAUGAAUGAGAUAAAUCAAGGUAAGAUCAGAUUCACCAGAUGGUGGCGGCAGUUCUCUCACACCUGGAGACAUUUUGCGUUCACCGUCCCACUUAUGCGUUACCUCCAAGGUGAAAAGCACACAUGGUUCUGUGGGUCAUACACGCUUAUAAACACCCAUGAAAUAGCUAUCAUCUCUGGGCUGGCUGCUGCUUUUCGUCUUGGAGCCAGUUAUCCAUUUCCUAAUGAUAAACUAGCUAGGAAACAGUUUGAACAGUAUCUUCUGGUGAUCCAUGGGAAGCCUGCCAAGUUGGGUUGCAACCUGGCAACCCUUAAAUCAUUUGCUCUUGCUCCAUUUAUGAUGAUUUUUGUAGGCUUUGCUCUCUUGUUUCAGUUUUUUCUGAGACUUUUUGGCAAAGAUUAAUAAGAUGAGUGUCCAAAUAACUGUUUCUAUAAAGUGUUCAAAAUACUGCAAAUCCUUUUGUAUUUUCAUAUUAAUUAUGUAUUAGAGAAAUGUCAUAGUUUGUAAGCAAAACUUUUAAAUUUAAUACAACUAUUUUAUAGGGCCUACUUUAUUAUUUUUUUAAAACUUUCUAGCUAUUUGUAUCUAUCAUAAUUUACAGUGAAAUUCACUUUCCGUUUGUGUGGUUUCAAUUUUUUUUCUUUCUGCUGUGAUAACAUUUUUACAAAGCCAAAAUGCAACAAGGCCUUACUUUUAGUGAUUGUUCAAAACUGAGAGAGUGUUCUACAAUUUGAUUGUGAUGCACUAUCAAUGAAUAAAAAUUAUUGUCUUAAAAGCAGUUACAUGUUUCAUGCAAAUUUUUGAAAUUGCCAAAGGCUCUUGUCCUUGCAAUAUGAUGUAAAUGUUUUAUUUAUGAGAAUCAUACUAACUUUUACAGGGUGCAAUACUCAGGUAGACCAAUUUUUAUAAAGGGAGUAAAAAAAAAAUGUUUUACCACAUUAAAACUGAUAAGAAAUUUAAAAUGUUUAUGUGGCAAAAUACUUAUGGAUAACACCUUAAGUAUUAUUAAGUAUUAAUUUUCAUACUGGUAAUCUAUCUUUGCAUGACAUUGUUUAAUAUAUAUUUUUUCAUUACAAGCAGUAUAUACCCAUAUCGUAAAUUAUUUUUAAAAUUAAAAGCAAAUAAUUGUCCCUAAAGUGCCAGCUUCCAAUGACAAGCUGAUUUUUGCGGUUACUGGAAAUUUGUUUGAAAGAAAUUUCAUCGACGGAAGUUUGGUCGAACGGAAAUUUGAUUGAAUUAUUUUUCAGUUAACAAGUUCAAAUUUUCAUCUAAUUUCUUUUUGAAUGCACUAUAAUAAAUAGUAAAACAAAAUAAUGCGUUCAAAAAGAAAUUUGAUGCAAAAUUUGAAUUUGUGAACUGAAAAUAAAUUCUACCAAACUUCUAUUCGAUCAAACUUCUGUCGAUCAAUUUACCGUCAACGAAAUUUCUUUCAAAUAAAUUUCCCGGGUGUGGAUUUUAGCAGAUUAUUCAAGAUGGCAAAAGCUCUAACCAUUGAAAAAUUCUAAAGCCCUUUCUUUCCUUUUUUUUAAAUACUCUUCCAGAUAUGUUUGAGCAGCUGCUACUUAACUGAUAGAAUUUGAGUAAUUUUUUGUGUCAACUGCAGAUUUUUUAUUCCACGCCAAGUUGGCUGCUGUAUCCAGUUCUUGUGGUUGAUAGGUUUUGUUCUUUUGCCUCAGUUCUAAGAUUAGCUGCCCUACCUCGCUAUUAAGCUGGGGAUUGCCCUGCAUAAAUUCAAACCCACUAUCUCCUUAAUCAAGAGGCCGGCAAGGUUACCACAG